AUGUCUUCAGAUCAGGAUUUUGUGGAGAAAUUGUUCAAUGCAAGCUUCAAAUUAGCGAGAAAGAGUAUUGAUAUAGCUGAUAACACAACACAUUCAGUAAUAAAUUCAAUAGGAACUAUUAAGGAUAAAAUCUUGGACUCAUCAGAAGUGGAUGUGUUUCAACCAGAGACGGUUACAACAACUAAGGGGAUCUUUUCUGGAAUGUUCCCUGGUAUAAAUUCAGUAGAACCAAUAAAAGAAAAUUGGAUGUAUGGAUUGAGUAUCUCCGCGACUGCAUUAUUAAUUAUAUGGAAAUGGAACAAAUUGCUGACUUUACCAGAUCACAUCCCUCAAAAUGAGAAUCUGUGCGUGUUAGUAUUGGGCGAUAUGAGUGAUCCAAUAAUUAGAUCACAAGUUAUGGACCUUUAUAGAAGAAGAUUCAUUAUAUUUGUUUGUUCUGAAAACUCUUCUAAUUUCAAACAGUUCGAGGAAGAAACAGACUUUAUCCAUCCAAUUAAUCCUGCAUCACCUGGUGAUCUGACUUUUUUUACAGAAUUCAUCACCCAAGUAAGUGACCCACCUAGGAAAUUAGCAUCCAUACUCUUUAUGCCAAAUCUAUCUUAUCAACCCACUGGUGAAUUGUCUGUGGAAAAUAUGCAGCACGAAUUGAAAACAAAUAUUCUAACCUAUUACAGUACGUUAAUUAAAUUGAUACCUCAUUUACCUAAUUCGAAUACCCAAAUAAUAUUGUUCAACCCUAAAUUAACUUAUAAUUUGGGGACCGCUCAUCAUGCAACUGAAUUGUUUAUAUCUGGAUUUAUCACAUCUAUUUUUAAUGCUUUACAAAAUUAUAAAUCAUUAAGCGUUUCUAUGGUAAAUCUUGGAUUAUUCCAAGUGAGAGGACAAUUAUCUAAUUAUAAACAUAUGCGUUUAACAGGAAAUGAUAUAUCUUCUGGUUUGCAUGCACCUAUCUACAAGAUGAUAAUGAGGCAUAAUGGUCACUUAUUACAAAGAUUUGUCGAACAUGUGUGUACAUGUGGGGGCAAAUAUCAAACUUAUUACCUUGGUAAAUUUAGUUACUUAUCAUCUUUACCUUUUGCGCAAUUAUUGAUAAAAUUUCAGAUCUCUGUCACAUCGUCUUUUGAAUUUACAAGGAAAUUCAUAAAAGAAAAAUGGAUUAUGUUUCAUUAG
This is a messenger RNA of Maudiozyma barnettii, 1170 nucleotides long. It is a transcript of the gene YSC83, whose product is annotated as Ysc83p. The record is from RefSeq and is a predicted model, not a curated record. Lineage: Eukaryota; Fungi; Ascomycota; Saccharomycetes; Saccharomycetales; Saccharomycetaceae. The transcript has a single exon. Bases 1 to 1170 code for a protein of 389 amino acids.